Polypterus senegalus (gray bichir) is the source of this 963-nucleotide messenger RNA. RefSeq names its product retinol dehydrogenase 5 (11-cis/9-cis) (gene rdh5). The transcript is spliced from 4 exons. Gene Ontology annotation, molecular function: oxidoreductase activity. NCBI's taxonomy places the organism in Eukaryota, Metazoa, Chordata, Cladistia, Polypteriformes, Polypteridae. The record is from RefSeq and is a predicted model, not a curated record. Bases 1 to 963 code for a protein of 320 amino acids.
AUGUGGCUCUAUGCGGUCCUGGCCCUGGCUGUUCUGUGGGUUGCAGUCUGGCUCUGGAGGGACAGUCUGGUGAUUGACAAGGUCUCAAAUAAAUAUGUGUUUGUGACUGGCUGUGACUCCGGAUUCGGCAACCUGCUAUGCAAGAAGCUGGAGCGCCGUGGAUUUCAGGUGUUGGCUGGUUGCCUCACACAAAAAGGAGCAGACGACUUGCAGAGGGGCACAGGGCCCAACUUGAAAACAAUCCUGGUGGAUGUGACAGAUGCCGCUAGCGUGAAGAUGGCCGUGCAGUGGGUGCAAAAAGAGACAGGAGGUAAAGGACUCUGGGGCCUUGUAAACAAUGCUGGCCGCUCGGUUCCCAUGGGCCCCACGGAAUGGAUGCGUACAGAAGACUUCCAUAGCACUCUGCGUGUCAACAUGAUGGGGGUCAUAGAGACAACCUUAGCAUUCUUACCACUGAUCAAAAAGGCAAGAGGUCGUAUUGUUAACGUAGCCUCUGUCCUGGGGAGACUGGCAGCCAAUGGUGGUGGAUACUGCAUCUCCAAAUUUGGAGUAGAGUCCUUCUCUGACUGUCUAAGGAGGGACAUCCAUUACUUUGGUAUUAAAGUGAGCAUUAUUGAACCCGGAUUUUUCAAGACAGCAGUGACGAGCCUGGAACCCAUCGAGAAGGAGCUGCAUCGCCUCUGGAACCAGCUGGACCCAGAGAUUCGUGACAGUUAUGGUGAAAAAUACUUUGAGAAGUACAUUAAGCUGCAGAGAUUCAUCAUGAAUACGUUCUGUGAUCCAGACCUGUCAAAAGUCACCAACUGCAUGAUACACGCACUGUCAGCCAAAUACCCACGGACCCGGUACAGCGCUGGCUGGGACGCCAAGUUUGCCUGGAUUCCCUUCUCCUACGCUCCUGCCUUUAUUGUGGACAGCAUGUUAAGUGCCGUCCUUCCUCGGCCAGCACAGAGCUGCUCUUAG